Molecule: messenger RNA, 3473 nt
Organism: Amphibalanus amphitrite
Lineage: Eukaryota; Metazoa; Arthropoda; Thecostraca; Balanomorpha; Balanidae
Product: NAD kinase-like
Exons: 9
Coding region: 834-2309 (491 amino acids)
Biological process (GO): NAD+ metabolic process; NADP+ biosynthetic process
Molecular function (GO): NAD+ kinase activity
Source: RefSeq, a predicted model, not a curated record
AUUCUCGCUAUGUUCCUCGCUCAAGCACUUCACACCAUUAAAAGACAGGCAGGUUUUAUUACGAACUCAAUCAUCUCCGUACCUCCUUUGUCUUGUCAUGGUGUAGUCUCUCCUCAAGGCCUGCUCGCUGCGGUAGCUGUUUGUUCUAGACGUCUCACAGCUCUCCUUCCCGUGAACCGGUGACCCCUCUGGGGCGGGUAACAUCGCUCACACACCGCCUUACAUCAUGAAGGUGUGCCACUCCAUUAGUCGGGUCCGCAAGGGGUCGCUUCCGUGGCCCCUCACCGCUGAGCGCGGCGGGAUAUCCCCAGGGUCGCCCUCCGCACGGCGGCGGCGUCGCCAUCUCAGCCCGACCGGAAGGAAGCACCAGCGCCGCUCGCCGCGCCGCCGACCUCUGACCUGACCUUGCACGGCUACGGGCACGACCAAUGGCGUCGUGGCCGGCCGUCACGCUGCGCCGUGCCGAGUCUGCCCGGCGCGGCGGAGGAGUCUGAUCAGAGACGACCCAGGUAACGGGCGGGCGGCAGCAGACAGUGGUGCCCCCUCUCAGACGGAGCUGAACCCCCGCACCGCUGCCGUCGGCACAGUCUGGGGAGAAGAGAGGACGCCCGACCUUCCGAACCCCCCGCUGCAGUCGUGAAGUGCAGCUCGCGACAGGCGGAGGUCCCUCAGUGCGGACGGAAAGGGAAGGUGUGAAGUGAGACGGACAGGGCUGAGUGAUACCAAUCCUGCUACCCAAGAAGUAAACAAUUAUAAUUAAGGAAUCUGGAAGGAAAGUGUCUCGUUUAUUGUGCUGAGGUUACUUUCCAUCAAGCCAGGAUUCUUCCACCACGAUGCCGAUGCCUCUGAGUCCAGCGUGCCGGGCUCGUAGGCCUCUGAACGGUGCCAACGGUCACCCGGAUACUCACAUGAACCGCUCCAUGAGUUACAGCGGACACUCAUUGAGUGCCGCCGCCAAGGAAGGCGAAAACGGCACAGGAACAAACGGAACUCAUCUGGGGCACGAGGAGCGACCUAUGCACCGGUCGGCAAGUCAGAAUGGAAGUGCAAUGAAUCUGCUGAAAAGUCGAAACGGAACGUCGACAAAUGGACAUUCAAACGGCGACAUGGUUCAUGAUAGCGAGAGUAAAUUCAGACCAAAGACACCUCUAGCAGCAGUGUUUGCCGAGCACUUGUCACUCAGACGGACGCGCUCGCUGAACGCCCCCAGCCCGAUCCAGCAGUUCGGACCAUGCGGACGCAUCAUGAAGAACUCGGCCAUGGUCAUGACGAUCCAGGACCCUGCCAGCCAGCGUCUGACCUGGUACAAGGCGCCCAUGGCCGUGCUGGUCAUCAAGAAGGUCCGCGAUCCCACCGUCCUGCCGCCCUUCAUGCAGCUAGUCAACUGGCUGGCAGACGAGAAGAAAAUGAUUGUGUUUGUGGAGAACUCGACGGUAGAUGACCCGCUGCUCAAGAACAACCCCCAGUGGGCGGCGACCAGCCACCAGAAGGUUCAGACGUUCAGGGACGGACAGGAUGACCUUACGGACAAGAUCGACUUCAUCAUCUGUCUGGGAGGAGACGGCACGCUGCUCUAUGCCAGCUCACUGUUCCAGCAAUCUGUACCACCUGUGAUGGCUUUUCAUCUCGGAUCUCUGGGAUUCCUCACUCCGUUCAAGUUUGACAACUUCCAGGAGCAAGUCGACUCCGUUCUUGAAGGUCACGCGGCGCUGACUCUCCGCUCCCGACUGCGCUGUAUCAUUCUGCGGAAGGACUCGGACACACGCUCGGAGCCUCCCAUCAACCUACUGGUGCUAAACGAGGUUGUGGUGGACCGCGGUCCGUCGCCCUACCUCAGCAACAUCGACCUCUACCUGGACGGAAAGAAAAUCACCUCCGUGCAGGGAGACGGUCUGAUCGUCAGUACGCCCACGGGCAGCACGGCGUACGCGGUGGCGGCCGGGGCCAGUAUGAUCCACCCGAGCGUGCCGGCCAUCAUGGUGACGCCCAUCUGUCCGCACUCGCUCUCCUUCCGACCGAUCGUCGUGCCCGCCGGCGUCGAGCUCAAGAUCUGCCUGAACCCUGACGCGCGCAACACUGCCUGGGCUUCGUUCGACGGCAUGCACCAUCAGGAGCUCAGAAAAGGCGAUAGUCUGCGGGUGACGACGUCCGUGUUCCCGGUGCCGUCCAUCUGUUCGUCCGACCAGAUCACCGACUGGUUCGACUCACUGGACGAGUGCCUGCGCUGGAACGACCGUAAGAAGCAGCGUCAGCUCGAGUCGGUCGACUACCCACCUCCGGGUCCCGAGUAUAAACAGCAUCAGAGCUAGGGCGGAGACUGCAUCGCGGGGGACUGACGGGAGAGUGAGCUCGCGUGGGGGAUUCGUGAGCCAGACGGGAUCACUUUGUGGAGCUGGUGAUCCGUGCUGUUGACCUGGGACCACUAUGAUCCGUUUCGAGGUCAGGCCGAUCCUAUUUCGGAUCACGAGGUCGUGAUCUUGAGGCACGCGAUGCUGAUUGAGUUUCACGAGAUACGUACUCGCGAUUAUCCGUCCACAAGGCUGCCGGGCCGGGGAUCCGCCCUCUCUGUAUAAAGUCUGUACGGGAAUGUCAGGGGGCGCCUUCGUCUCAGCCCGUCAUCUGCGCCACGGUGUAGACGUGAGUUCUUCAGACUCAACUGAGCUCUCGGCUAAUUGAGUACGUUCGCGGAGUUUGAGAUGACGAUGAACCGGAGCUGCGCUCUAUAUAUGACAUAGACUCGUUAAGUGGUGAGGGUGGCGCGGUACGGUACAGCGCGCUAUGGAUGUUUCUCAAGUGGUCUUCUAUUUCCUAAACCCGUGCCUCGGGCGGCCAACAUUGUGCCUUGUAAUCCGCAUGAUGUAUAUUUCUACAGUAUAUAUUACAAGUAUUUUAGAUAAUGACCAGACGCAAUACUACUGAACAUUCACUUUUAUGUUUCAGGCAUUGAAAACGGAACUUUCGCUUUUCAGUCUAAACUUUAAUUUUCCGUAACCAAACUUAGCCCUAUGAUAUGCAUUUCUAUCAUUUGAAAUGUUUCUUAUUUUCAAAAGCAAUGGAUUUAUGAUCUAUUAUUUUGCUGUACAAAAAGUCACAUGUUUUCUUCUGUUCAUUAUUUGCAAAGUUAAUAUUUAACUCAAAUAAUUAUCACUAAUUUAUACUCUCUUGUUCCUAUAUAUAUAUAGCAAUAUUUUCUGGUUGAUCGUGACAAAUGUUUAUAUUGACAAGAAUCCCAAUAUAUUUAGUUUCUACAUGCUGACGAGAGCUGCUUGUGAGAUCAACGGCGUACCGUGUCGAUUGUCGAAUGACUGCGGGAAAGUGGUGCCUUCUUACAACGACGGACCGUAAAAUAUGCCCUGUUCUUUAUCGUAGACAGGCUGAAACCUAUACACGUCUAGCAAUGUUUGGAUUGGUUGAUCCAAUCCAAUGACAACUUCAUACGCAUGUACAGUCGUGAAUAUAUUCAAAUUUUCGGA